CUGAUUUUGAUGAAUGCAAGAGAAGAAAGAGAAAAAGAGGAAAGAAAAUAAAAGAGUGGAGGGAGGAAGAGAGUACAGAGGUGUACUGCACAAGAUUCACACCUUUGUCGAUAUAUAUUUUUACUGCAUUUGGAGGACUGGUCUCUCAUCUGGGAAGUUUUCAGGGGAGAAAACCAGUAAGAGGUGAAGAGCUUCUGUUUUCUUCGGAGGGAGCUGAAGUUUUGAGAUAAUGUUGAGAAAGAGAAGCCGAUCAAUCCAGAAAGAUCAAUAUAAGGGCCAUCUAAUGUCGGAUUCUGCUUCUGAGAACCCCGAUGUUCUGGGGCAGAAGCUCAAAAGUGGCUCCUUUUUCAGUGUCCCCGGUUUGUUUGUAGGGUUCAGCAGUAAGGGUUUAUUAGAUUCUGACUCUGCAAGGAGCCCUACAUCUACUUUAGAUUAUAAGGUUUUUGCAAAUCUAGGCAACCCUUUUAGGUCUCCAAGAGCAAGCCCGGAUGGGCCUCACAAAAGCUGGGAUUGCAGUAAGGUCGGCCUUGGCAUUUUGGAUUCUCUAAAAGAUGAAGCCAAACCAUCUGGUAAAGGUCUUGGAACUUCGGAGAGUAAGAGUAUUCUUUUUGGAUCGCAGAUGAGGAUGAACAACCCUUCCUCCCCGAACCAUCUGUACUGUUCGAUUGAUUCUUCCCUCCCUAAAAUCCCUGCGGUUUCUCCAAGUACCCAGAUUGAAUGUCCUCGACUGCAACUGGGUAGUUCGGAGAAUGUGUUGGGAGCCAGAGAGACCCGAUUAGAACCUGGGCCAUUAGGAAAAUUGCGGUCUUCUUUGUCAGAUUCUAGCCGCUCAGCGUCGUCCUUGAAUAGCUUAACAUACAUCAACACCAAUUUGAAUUCUGAAGAUUAUUGGGCUACUAAGGGAACGGUCCAGGUUGGUUCCCCUCUGGUAAUGAGUGGGGGCUCAAGUUUUGACAAUUCUUUGGUUGUGAAGCCGAGUUCACUCCCUGUAUCCUUUGGCUCUGGCAUUGGUAUCGUGGGGUCUCUUUCUGCAUGUGAAAUUGAACAAUCUGAAGACUAUACUUGUGUAAUUUCUCAUGGUGCAAACCCAAGAACAACUCACAUUUUUGGUGACCGCAUUUUAGAAUGUCACGAUUUAGUUAGUUGUAAGAAAGAAGAGAAGGUAAUUGAAUUGUCCCUGGAAGUUAAAUGCUCGGAUGGUUCCGUUUUGUAUCCUUCUGAUGGUUUUUUGAGCUAUUGUUACACUUGCAAGAAGAAAUUGGAGCAGGGGAAAGACAUUUACAUGUACAGGGGAGAGAAAGCAUUUUGCAGUAGCAGUUGCCGCUUGCAGGAGAUUUUUGUUGAGGAGAAAAUGGAGAAAACUGUCGAUAAUUCCUCUGAAUGCUCACCUGAUUGUACCUACCCUGAAGAAAUAUUUCUCGAGGGUAUGGUUGUACGCUUGUAGCUACAUAAGGCAUCGAAGGCUAUUUGCCCUGCCAACAAGUCCAUGAUGGAUGAAAUUGCAACCAAGGUAAACCCCUGAUUAUCCGUUUAUUAAGAGCUGUCUAUGUGAAUCGUUUAGCAGCCAUGGAUGAUCGUUAUGUACAUUGUUUUGUUUUGCUGACUGUGUUUCAGUUUUCAUGGUAUUAGUUGGUCAAGGGCGGCUGAAGCUAGUUUUUCUUUCCAUAAGGGGCAUUGUUACAUGAUUACAUAUAUAAUUUUGACUAAGUAGGGUAGAAGCUGAUGUGCUGGCUGCCCACCCUCUUUCUUGAUUUCUCUUGGCAAGAGAUGUAGUACAAGUCCUCUCUAACUUGAGAAGUUCAUGAUUGAAUAUAAGCUACUUUAAGAUA
This is a messenger RNA of Macadamia integrifolia, 1829 nucleotides long. Its product is annotated as FCS-Like Zinc finger 10-like. Bases 230 to 1444 code for a protein of 404 amino acids. The transcript has 3 exons. Lineage: Eukaryota; Viridiplantae; Streptophyta; Magnoliopsida; Proteales; Proteaceae. The record is from RefSeq and is a predicted model, not a curated record.